AUGUCCUGUGAAUCCUGCCUGCCCGCCUUGAGCUGCCGCACCAGCUGUGCCUCCCGGCCCUGUAUACCCAACAGUUGCCAUGGCUGCACCCUGCCCGGAGCCUGCAACAUCCCUGCCAAUAUCGGCAACUGCAAUUGGUUCUGUGAGGGCUCCUUCAAUGGCAACGAGAAGGAGACCAUGCAGUUCCUGAAUGACCGCCUGGCCAGCUAUAUGGAGAAGGUGAGGCAGCUGGAGAGAGAGAAUGCCGAGCUGGAAAGUCGGAUCCAGGAGAGGAACCAGCAGCAGGACCCUCUGGUGUGCCCUGCCUACCAGUCCUACUUCAGGACCAUCGAGGAGCUGCAGCAGAAGAUUCUGUGUGCUAAGUCUGAGAACGCCAGGCUGGCCGUGAAGAUCGACAAUGCCAAGCUGGCCUCUGAUGACUUCAGGACCAAGUACCAGACCGAGCUGUCCCUGCGUCAGCUAGUGGAGUCAGACAUCAACAGCCUGCGCAGGAUCCUGGACGAGCUGACCCUCUGCAAGUCUGACCUGGAGGCUCAGGUGGAGUCCCUGAGGGAGGAGCUGCUGUGUCUCAAGAAGAACCACGAGGAGGAAGUCAACACCCUGCGCUGCCAGCUUGGAGAUCGCCUCAACGUGGAGGUGGACGCUGCUCCCACUGUCGACCUGAACCGUGUGCUCUAUGAGACCAGGUGUCAGUACGAGGCCCUGGUGGAAACCAACCGCAGAGAAGUGGAGGAAUGGUUCACCACACAGAGCGAGGAACUGAACAAGCAGGUGGUGUCCAGCUCAGAGCAGCUGCAGUCCUGCCAGGCAGAGAUCAUCGAGCUGAGACGCACAGUCAACGCCCUGGAGAUCGAGCUGCAGGCCCAGCACAACCUGAGAAACUCUCUGGAAAACACCCUGACAGAGAGCGAGGCUCGCUACAGCUCCCAGCUGUCCCAGGUGCAGUGCCUGAUCACCAACGUGGAGUCCCAGCUUGGUGAGAUCCGGGCUGACCUGGAGCGUCAGAACCAGGAGUACCAGGUGCUGCUGGACAUCCGGUCCCGACUGGAGUGUGAGAUCAACACAUACAGGAGUCUGCUAGAGAGCGAGGACUGCAACCUCCCCUGCAACCCAUGUGCCACCACCAACGCUACUGGUACCUCCUGUGGACCUUGUGGCGGCUGUCAAAAGCGUUGCUGUUAACUGAACAACUUAGAUCCCCUUGGAAAAUGUCAAUGAAGCCAUUUAGUUAAAAUGCAGGAACAGUCUCCAGGUGCCUACUUAGGCUGGACUUCCAUCGCCAUUAAGAAACAUCACCAUGACAACGGUGUUUGCCAGAAACUUACAGGUUUUGCAGAACCAACAAGCAAAGACAGCCAUCUUCAACUUCCGGACAAGCUCCUUCAGUUGAAGGUUGAGCCUGUUUGCUGCUGAAGGUGUCAGACCUCUGCAAUCUGAGCUCUGGGGCUUACCAUAGAGGGCGUUUCCUGUACAUGCCUCCAU
Messenger RNA from Alexandromys fortis (reed vole), 1482 nucleotides. RefSeq names its product keratin, type I cuticular Ha4. The transcript is spliced from 7 exons. Lineage: Eukaryota; Metazoa; Chordata; Mammalia; Rodentia; Cricetidae. The coding region runs from base 1 to 1182 and encodes 393 amino acids. Gene Ontology annotation, cellular component: cytoskeleton. Gene Ontology annotation, molecular function: structural molecule activity. Gene Ontology annotation, biological process: epithelial cell differentiation; intermediate filament organization. The record is from RefSeq and is a predicted model, not a curated record.